Mya arenaria is the source of this 1775-nucleotide messenger RNA. RefSeq names its product mitochondrial-processing peptidase subunit beta-like. Gene Ontology annotation, cellular component: mitochondrion. The coding region runs from base 64 to 1503 and encodes 479 amino acids. Lineage: Eukaryota; Metazoa; Mollusca; Bivalvia; Myida; Myidae. Gene Ontology annotation, molecular function: metal ion binding; metalloendopeptidase activity. The transcript has 13 exons. The record is from RefSeq and is a predicted model, not a curated record.
AACGAGUACGAAACUUAUGAAGAGUAUUCCGCAUGCGCAGUUCGGUUCGUCCUUAGCUGGAACAUGGCUUCCAAACUGAUAAAAGCAGCAAAUUCGCUGUCAAGAACUUUCCCAAGAAUCCAGAAGGUAUCAGGACUGACAGCACCGGCGAGCCAGAGGUUUAGGUCCACAGAUGUAGCUGCCAAGCCUAGCCUGCAGCUCCUGGAGACUGAAACAUCACAGCUGUCUAAUGGCUUCAGAGUAGCCUCAGAGAAUUCUGGGGAACCAACAUGCACAGUUGGCUUGUGGAUCAAUGCUGGAAGCAGAUAUGAAACUGAGAAAACAAAUGGAGUGGCUCACUUCCUUGAACACAUGAUCUUUAAGGGCACAUCAAAGCGCUCUCAGCGUGACCUUGAACUGGAGGUGGAGAAUAUGGGCGCUCACUUGAAUGCGUACACGUCACGGGAGCAAACCGUUUACUAUGCCAAAUGCUUCUCUAAGGACCUGGAGCGUGCUGUAGAGGUCCUCGCUGACAUUACACAGAACAGCCGCCUCGGCAAGGAUGAGAUAGAAAGAGAGCGUGGGGUCAUCCUCCGGGAAAUGCAGGAGGUGGACAUGAACCAGCAGGAGGUUGUGUUUGAUUUUCUGCACGCCACAGCCUACCAGGGCACACCACUCGGUAGAACCAUCCUCGGGCCCUCAGAAAACAUCUUGUCUAUUCAGAGAGAUGAUCUGGUAGAAUAUGUGAACACACACUACACUGGGGACAGAAUGGUGCUCGCAGCUGCAGGAGGUGUGGACCACCAGAAGCUGGGAGACCUUGCUUCCAAGUACUUUGGUAAACUGCCCCGCAGUCACCCAGACUCUGCCCCAGAUUUCCCCACACGAUACACAGGCUCCAUUAUAGAGGAACGUGAGGACAACAUGCAGACAGCGCACGUGGCUCUGGCCAUGGAGGGCGCACCCUGGGAGAGCACAGACAAUAUUGCCCUCAUGGUGGCCAGCACUCAUUUGGGCUCCUGGGACCGCUCCCAUGGCAGCGGCACAAACCAGGUGAACAUGUUCUCCAACCAGGUGAUCGCCAACAACCUCGCACACAGCUACAUGGCCUUCAAUACUUGCUACACUGAUACAGGACUCUGGGGCAUGUACUUUGUGACGGACAAGAUGCAUCUGAGAGACAUGUUCUGGCUGGUGCAAAACCACUUUAUGCGUCUGUGUAGCGACAUCACAGAUAUUGAGGUAGAGCGAGCAAAGAGAUUCCUGAAGACAAACCUCCUUUUACAGCUGGAUGGAACCACAGCCGUGUGUGAGGACAUUGGCAGACAUAUGCUGUGCUAUGACAGAAGGAUCCCAAUUGCUGAAAUGAUCAAGAGAAUUGAUAGUUUGACGGGAGAUGAUGUAAGAGCCGUGGUUUACAAGUACAUCUACGACCAGUGUCCGGUUGUAGCUGCCAUAGGACCGACUGAACAACUGCCAGACUACAACAUCCUUCGAUCUCGCAUGCAGAGAUUUAGAUUAUAAUAGAACUGACAGGGAAAUAGGGACUAUUUAUUCCAUUGUUUUUCAAAGAAGAUGAAAGUAAACUUGAGUCAUGCGGCAAUGCUCUCUUAGUGUUUUGAAGAUCUGCAAAAUGGAUAUUUGUGAAGUCGUGGUCUUCAUUUGAUUUUUAAUAGACAGAAUUUCAACAUUAUAGUUAUAAGAAUGACAUGUGAUAAAAGUUUGCUUGUAGAAGUGUUUCGUUGAUGUAAUUGAAUUUUAAUGAGGUAGAUUUUAUUAAAAUUUACCAAAUCAAA